This is a messenger RNA of Oppiella nova, 498 nucleotides long. NCBI's taxonomy places the organism in Eukaryota, Metazoa, Arthropoda, Arachnida, Sarcoptiformes, Oppiidae. The record is from the annotation of a GenBank genome assembly.
GUACCUGUAUUAAUAGACAACGGAUUCACCCUCUGGGAAAGUCGUGCUAUCCUGCAAUACUUGUGCAAUGAAUACGCGCCCAACAGUUCCCUAUACCCUACGGAGCCUAAGGCACGGGCACUGGUAGACCGUUGGCUCAACUUUGACUCUGAACUGUACAAUAUUAUUGAUAAACUUCUGAUUGAUAAGUCGGUGAAUGGCGUUGAAAUACCUGAAGAUGUGAUCACUAACUAUAAGAAUAGGCUGAAAGUGUUGGACAAACUAAUCGGUGUUAAGCUGUAUCUAACGGGUGAUCAGUUGACAAUCGCAGACCUGUCCCUAUUGGCCACCACGACAUACAUCGCGUGGAUUGAAGAGUUUGAUUUCAAUGAUUACCCGAACUAUAAGCGUUGGAAUACACGGCUUAAGUCAGAACUACCCUAUUAUGAGGGUAUUAAUGGCAUUACACGAGAGGACAGGGAUGCGUUUACGGCUAAAAUCAAAGCCAAAUUUGGAUAA